UCCGGUUUUCAAUACCAAGGUCCGCAGUGUUCGCAGAGAAGCUCUGAAGAAGAGACCAGCUCGGCUCCCCUCGCGUGUCACCCCGAGAAUCGCAUUGCGGUCUGCUGCCCCAUGUGACAGCACGACGUUUAACAGGGCUCUUCGUGCUCGCGCCCACCCCACGCUCUACGGAGUCCCUUAGAAACAACAGUGAAAGUUCAGUGAACAUUAGAUAAAAGCGAACGGAAAACAAAAUAAGUAGAAGAAGAAAGAAGAAGAAGAAGACAAGUUCACAAGAGAGAGAAUACCGUUGCAGACGCUCGAGAACGCUCGACGGUCAUUAGCGUUCUUGUCUCUGGCGACAAGGACGUUGCGACACUAACUGCUCCUAACUGGUUAGCGGAGACCUGAAAUUAUCAGAAUAUUAACGCGAAGCAAAGGAACGAGUGCGAAGGGAAGUUCGAGAGUAAAGCUGCGUGGAUCGGUGGAAUCGACAGGAAAUUGGUAGCACGAUGGCCCUUAGUAAAGUCUUGCUGGUGACGAUCGGUAUGAUCUGCGCGUGUACCUGCGGGGGACGCACGGAAUGCGGAACUCGUGCUGAGAUCUCGUUCCUGACCAGCGUCCACGACGAUCCCUCCUGCAGGAAGCUGUCGCCCAGAGGCGUCCUGCUUUACGAAGCCGCGAAAUUCCUCGCCGAGGCUCACAACAACAAGUCUGCCGGAUACGAUAUCGAACUGAACGUCCUGGACACGUGCGGCAGCAUUGCAGGCGCUUUGAAAGCGGGGAUGAAAGCUCUCGUUGGGGCGGACACCAACUGCUUGCAGGCUCCUUAUUAUUUAGGAAUUAUUGGGCCAGACACUAUGACGAAUGCGGAAGCCGUGCAUAAGAUAACUUCGGUGUUGAAAGUGCCACAUAUCGUCAGGCGGCGAUCGAAUUCUCCAUACCUUCAUCACCUCGCCAAGGAAUCCGAUACUUAUAUUAUUCAGGGAGCACUGAAGGUCGCGGAGUCGCUCAAGUGGAAGUCGUUCUCGCUGGUGGUGAACACUGACGAAGACAGCGAGGACGACUCGCAAAACAUCGCCAAAAAGUUGACAAUGUCAGCCAUUGAGAAGGGUCUCUGUGUUUUGGUCCACGACGGCGACGAUGACGAUUUAACAUCGCGCAUUAUGCACAUCGGCAAACCAGAAGACGGAUUCUUCAGUAAAACCGCGAACGCGACAGUUCUCGUGCUUAGCGAGGGAAACCUGGACGAUCAUCUGAACCGUGUGGACACAUCGAACACAAUCGUUCUUGUCGAAGACGCCAGAAACGAAUUCGCGGGACUGGAGGCGAGAGUCGUGAAAUCAAAGUGGUGGCCCAGCAAGGACACUGGAAAGUACGAUGCCGAGGAACUGAGGGAAGCCAGAUGGCUCGAGGACGCGGUAAAGGUCUACACAAAAGCAUUAGACACGCUGUGCAAGAAGAAGAAAUGCAAGAACCCGGUGAACCCGGUGGACUGGAACAACGUCCUUUCUAAUGUCCUGACUGAGUACAUAAAAGAAUCGAGGGCGGCAGCGAACAGCAUGGACAUAUCGAUCAAGAAGAGGGGUACCGAAUUGAUGCGACUCGGCAGGGUGGUGGUGCACCAGAACAAGGCAUCGUUGCAUUGGGGAGACGACGCCGACGACUCUAAAGACGACGAUGACGACGACAAGGACAACGACAACGACGAUAACGACGAUAUCAACGAGACCGUGAUGCCAAUCCUCUUCAAGAAACUGAUGACCAAAGAAAAAGGAACGCGAACCGGCUGCGCUACCACCACCAAAGAGAUCAAGAUGAUCCACGAAGAUGACGAUGACGCUGCACAGGUUUUGGUGUCCGAGAUGGACAACACCGAAUGGUGGACCAUGGUCGGCACGGUGAGUGGCGUCGGCGUGGCCAUGUUCGUUGUUGGCAUUCUGGCCGUCUACGUGGUCUACACGAACGUCCGGGGUCCGUCGACACCUAAGAAUGUUCGCGCCGAGAGGGAUACCAGUCUGAGACGCGUGGGCAGCGACAGGGAGCCACCUGUUCGUACUCAAAGGCACGCCCGUAACUUGCAGAGGAGAGAUAGCAACAGAAGUACCAUAUCCGAGAAGAGCGUCUGAAACGAUCGGAAGACGUGAACCGCAUCCGAGAUGACGAGUCGAAUACCUUACCGAAUCGGGCUGAUCCGAUCGCCGAUCUCUCAAAAUAGGUCCAAGUUCGCCGCGCCUUGAUUCGGAUCGGUUCGAUUCUGUCCGACUCGGACUGAUCGACUAAUCUGACCGAUUCAGAAAACACGGUUAAACCAGACCGACUGGAUCGGUUCGAUUUCGCUCGGAUUUAGGUUUCUAGGGAGCUACUCGGAUCAAUCAGUUUGGGGUCAAGUUGAAUCGAAUGGAUCAAUUUGGUCGCGAAUUAAUUGAAAUUAUUCCGGUUUGAACUGUUGGCCGAUUCUGUUCGAUUUCAGUCGGUUCGAACAGUUCUGGGAAAAAUUUUAUUCGAUGUCAAUCGCAUCGGUUUGGAACCAUUUGGUUCUGACUGGUCUGGUUUGAUUCGAACCGGGUUUUAGUAGAUCUUGUUCUGGUUCAAUCGAUGAAUUUGAUUUAAAUUGAUUCAGACCAAUUUGACUUGAAAUUUUUUCUUUGUUAACAAUUUAACAUUGUUUCCGUUUAGAAGAACGUCAGUUUGGUUGGAAUUUGUUCGUUUGAUUUGGUUUGAAGCAUGUUUAAUUAGUUCAGGCGUAUUUGAUAUUUACAAUUUGGCUUCGUUGGUUCUGGUAAAUUCAAUCAAAGUGGCUUCGCAACCCGAUUUAUGUUGGUUUGAUACAGUUUGAAGUAGGAUUACACACUUCAAUGUUACUCAUAUUGGUUCCUUUCAGUUCGAUCUUUUUGUGUAUGAGUAACAGUAUAAAAGAUAACAACGACAGAGAAAAUACCAAAAAAUGUUCACAUAUUUUCCACACACAUCCCCCCCCCCACCCUCCCACCAAAGGAAUUGAAAAUAAACUGAACAAAGAAAGUGA
Messenger RNA from Megalopta genalis, 3007 nucleotides. RefSeq lists its product as uncharacterized. Lineage: Eukaryota; Metazoa; Arthropoda; Insecta; Hymenoptera; Halictidae. The record is from RefSeq and is a predicted model, not a curated record.